Messenger RNA from Morus notabilis, 1646 nucleotides. Its product is annotated as putative vacuolar protein sorting-associated protein 13F. The record is from RefSeq and is a predicted model, not a curated record. The coding region runs from base 328 to 1602 and encodes 424 amino acids. The transcript has 4 exons. Lineage: Eukaryota; Viridiplantae; Streptophyta; Magnoliopsida; Rosales; Moraceae. Gene Ontology annotation, biological process: male meiosis II.
AUCAUGAAUUCCAUCUCCAACGGUCACUUGCUUUGAAAGAACAUAAACAAUUCCUCUUUCUUAACAAAAAAAACCAAAAAUAAAUUAAUUAUAGCCAUAUGGCCCCCCAACACUCAAGUUCAUGACCGUUUUGUCCUUUCCCCUUUUACCUUGCCCAAACGCUCCCCUGUCUUCUCCCUCUCCUCCUCUCUCACAUUUUCUACGAAACAUGUUUUUGAAUCAACAGAUGAGAAUCUUCUGCUGAACAGAUCUUUCUUUUGCAGAAAGACGCACUCUUUGAGAAAGAAAGAAAAAGGACAGAGAGAGAGAAAGCAAACCAUCUCUCUAAUGGGUUGCUUUCUUGCCUGUUUUGGAACUUCCAAAAACGAUCGCAGACGCAGGAAACAGAGGAACCAGGUUCAGCCCCGGCUUCACCAGAGAAAUGAAAGUCCCAAAGCCGUACAAUCUGCUGUCUCUUCCGUACAGGUCGAGUCCGAAAAUCUCGUUAGCUUGGUUUCGGUUGUCCGAGAGGAGCAACCUAACUUGAGUCCAAGGAAGAAAGUGACUUUUGAUUCAAAUGUCAGAACCUAUGAGCAUGUUUCAACCUAUGACGAUUCAGAUCUUUUACGAGAGAGUGAAGAUUUUGAGAAAAAGGAGGAGGACGAUUUGGGAAAAUUAAGCCUAUCUAAGUCUCCAUCUGAAGAUAGUUCGGUGACUUCGAGCUUGGGGUCGUAUCCUCCAAACCAUAGGUAUCAGAAUUGCAGGGAAAGCGAUGAUGAAGAUGAAGAAUUGGAUUUUGAGGAUAGCGAUCUUGAUGAUGAGGACGAGAACGGUGAUGAAGAUGAUGGGGAGGUAGAGUAUGAAGACGAAGUCAUUGAACUGAGCAGAGCAAGCGAGGAGGUUAAUAGUCCUAUGCCGGUGUCUGGUUUGCUUGAGAGUGAGGUACUGAACAAGAAUGUUAGAGACAGGAGUGCUUAUGUUCACUCUGUGCUAAACCCAGUUGAGAAUCUUACCCAAUGGAAAGCUGUCAAAGCGAGAGGUAAACCAAAAACGAGGCCUCAGAUUCAGAAAGAGAACUUCACACUAGAUCAAGAAGAACCAAGGAUUUCGUUUAACUCGGAACCAGCAUUCAAGGAUUUAUCUCUCAGCUCCAAAUCUAAAACCGAUCAACCUGUUAAGCCAAAACAAGAAAUGGCAGUUGAUGCUAGCCUUUCAAAUUGGCUGGUUUCCCCGGAGUCCACACCAGUUAACAAGACUAGCACGUUCGCUUUCGAUAAUCUUUCGCCUGGGAGAUGCACAUCUCAAGGAUCAAACUCGGUGAGAAGCCAAGAGGAUAGGCCAAUUUUGGGUGCCUUGACUGUUGAAGAGAUCAGGCAGUUCUCAGCUUCAUCUUCACCUCGAAAGUCCCCAAGCCGAAGCCCCGAUGAGAUGCCCAUAAUAGGGACUGUUGGGACCUACUGGAACAACACAGGGCCUGCCAAGGAUUCUGGAUCAGCCACUUCACUUAAAGGGAUACCAAACACGACCAGCAAGUAUAGAGAGGACAAAAGAGUAAAUUGGCAUACUACCCCAUUUGAGACGAGGUUGGAGAGAGCUUUGAAUAGAGGAGCUUCUGAGGCAUAAUCCUACUUAGUAGUACUACCAGCGCACGUUAGAUGAACUAGUGA